AUGUCCACCAAAUACACAUUAGUCUUUGCGCUUCUGGCGCUUUGCUGCCUAGUUGCCACAGAUGCGGCAGCGCAGCGAAAUCGCGGAGUCGCCGCUCGUCGCAGCAAUGACGAGACUGAGAAGAAAAACGUAGACCUGCAGAAAGCCGUCCAGGAAAAUGAAGAGGAAGAGGACGAAGAUCAGGCUGAGGAUCAGGAAGACGAUAAUAAAGAGCUUGAGCAAGAGGCUCGCAAAGAGGACAACCAAGUAGCAAAUGCCGACGUGGAUAGCAAAGUCUCCGGAACUAAAGCUACCACCAAUAAGGACGAUGCUCGUGCCAGACGUCGCCGUGUAAGUCGCAGCGGCCGCCGAAAGGGUCGUCGGGGCGGACGUCGCGGUGGUCGCAGACGUGGUGGUCGUCGCGGUGGUCGCAGGCGUGCUGGUCGUCGCGGUGGACGCAGGCGCGCUCGUCGUGGCCGUCGCGGCAACCGUCGCAUCGUCCGCGUGGGUUAA
Molecule: messenger RNA, 492 nt
Organism: Scaptodrosophila lebanonensis
Lineage: Eukaryota; Metazoa; Arthropoda; Insecta; Diptera; Drosophilidae
Product: protein nemuri
Exons: 1
Coding region: 1-492 (163 amino acids)
Source: RefSeq, a predicted model, not a curated record